Molecule: messenger RNA, 1535 nt
Organism: Aethina tumida (small hive beetle)
Lineage: Eukaryota; Metazoa; Arthropoda; Insecta; Coleoptera; Nitidulidae
Product: glutaryl-CoA dehydrogenase, mitochondrial
Exons: 10
Coding region: 144-1409 (421 amino acids)
Biological process (GO): fatty-acyl-CoA biosynthetic process; fatty acid beta-oxidation using acyl-CoA dehydrogenase
Cellular component (GO): mitochondrial inner membrane
Molecular function (GO): flavin adenine dinucleotide binding; glutaryl-CoA dehydrogenase activity; fatty-acyl-CoA binding
Source: RefSeq, a predicted model, not a curated record
UGCGUCGACGGGAAAUAUUCGUGAAUCAUUAGUGCAUCCACCAUUUCUACACACAAAGGCCCGACAUUGUGUGUGUGUGUGAGUGUGCGCUUAUUUUUUUUUCGGCGGUGCAACGUCGAAUUUCCAUAAUAAUCGCUAGCACAAUGUUUCUGAGCAGAUCACACUACGGGUUUUUACUGAAGUUGUGCAAGAACAACGAAAAUGUUAUACAACGUUUGUUGUCUGCCAAAGCUACUUCUAAGCCAGCAUUUAACUGGCAAGACCCCUUUAAUCUGGAAGAUCAACUAACGGAGGAGGAACGAGGUAUUAGAGACACCUUCAGAACCUACUGCCAAAGCAAAUUGUUACCCAGAGUCAUAGAGGCAAACAGAAAUGAAAUAUUCCACAGAGAAAUCAUGACUGAACUAGGAGAGAUUGGAGCACUGGGCUGUACCAUCAACGGCUACGGUUGUGCUGGUGUGUCUAAUGUGGCCUACGGCUUGCUAACUAGGGAAAUUGAAAGGGUUGACAGUGCCUACAGGUCAGCAGUGAGUGUGCAAAGUUCCUUGGUGAUGGGAUGCAUCCACGACUUCGGCACUGAGGAACAAAAACAACAGUAUUUGCCCAAACUAGCCAAAGGUGAACUGGUGGGUUGCUUCGGAUUAACUGAGCCCAACCAUGGUAGUGACCCAGGUUCAAUGGAGACAAAAGCCGUUUAUGACCCCAAAUCGAAAACCUACAAAUUGAACGGCAGCAAAACCUGGAUUUCCAACGCCCCCCACGCAGACGUGGGCAUAAUUUGGGCCAAAUGCGAGGACACAAAGAUACGUGGCUUCAUAGUCAAAACUUCCCAAAAAGGGUUCAGCUGCACCAAAAUCCAGGGCAAGUUCUCCCUCAGGGCGUCCAGCACCGGCACCAUCUCGCUUGAUAACGUCGAAGUGCCGGAAGAUCACGUGCUUCAGGUGGAAGGUUUGAAGGGUCCGUUCAAUUGUUUGAACAAUGCCCGCUACGGGAUUGCUUGGGGGUCGUUGGGGGCGGCUGAGAGUUGUCUGGAGAUUGCCAGAGGUUACACCCUGGACAGGAAGCAGUUCAAGAAGCCCAUUGCAGCUAAUCAGCUCAUCCAGAAGAAGCUAGCCGACAUGAUGACUGAAAUUGCUUUGGGAUUGCAGGCUUGUUUGCGUGUUGGACGUUUGAAGGACAAAAAUUUACACACCCCCGAAAUGAUCUCGAUUUUGAAAAGGAACAACGCUGGAAAAUCAUUGGAAAUAGCCAGAGUGGCAAGGGACAUGCUUGGAGGCAACGGCAUUCAGGAUGAAUACCACGUCAUAAGGCAUGUGAUGAAUUUGGAGAGUGUCAAUACCUACGAAGGAACGCACGAUAUACACGCUUUAAUAUUGGGAAGAGCAAUUACUGGAAUAGCUGCUUUUUAAUGGUACAAAUCAUGUUAUCACAUGGUGUUUACAGUAAUUUCUAAACCAAAAGCGUAUUACAAAACUACAUGUUUUUAAUUUCUGAUGUUUUUAUAAUAAAUGAUAAAUAAAAAAUAUGUUGUGUUA